Molecule: messenger RNA, 610 nt
Organism: Magallana angulata
Lineage: Eukaryota; Metazoa; Mollusca; Bivalvia; Ostreida; Ostreidae
Product: kielin/chordin-like protein
Exons: 3
Coding region: 82-561 (159 amino acids)
Source: RefSeq, a predicted model, not a curated record
AUAUUCCUGCUCGUGAAAUAAACGGUCUUUAUUCUGCCUCAUUUGUCUGUCACACAGAUAAGGUCCCGACUUUUCCCUGCUAUGAUGCGUUCCAUCGCAUUCGCUCUGGUUGUAUUGGUGAUCGGGAACCUAGGUAUCUCAAUAGACGAUCGCAGCGCAGAUUGUCCCUUCCCUUGCGUUAUAAACGGCCAUCACUUCUGUAGGCCCCCGCCUUGUCCCGUCCCCGCAUGCCGUGAUCCCAUCUCUAUCCCCGGUCAAUGCUGCGGGGUCUGUCCAGAGGACUGUCCCAAGGGGACGUGUAAAAUCGGAAACAAGACGGCGUGUUAUCCCGUCCCCUGUCCUCUACCACCGUGUGUUAACCCAGUCACCACUCCCGGGGAUUGCUGCCCGCAUUGUCCAGAGGAUAACACACGAGAGGAAAGAGAGCAGUGCCCCCGCCCAUGCCUCGCCGGGGGACAGACCUACUGUCACCCCGUACCGUGCCCCUUCCCGCCGUGUGACAACCCGGUGACCAGUCCGGGGGACUGCUGCCCGCACUGUCCCACGGGCACCGUCUUAUAACGGACACCAAGCCAAGAAUCUCCAUCAAUAAAAUGUUCUGCUGACAUCG